Messenger RNA from Humulus lupulus (European hop), 2184 nucleotides. RefSeq names its product LEAF RUST 10 DISEASE-RESISTANCE LOCUS RECEPTOR-LIKE PROTEIN KINASE-like 2.8. Gene Ontology annotation, molecular function: protein kinase activity; polysaccharide binding; ATP binding. NCBI's taxonomy places the organism in Eukaryota, Viridiplantae, Streptophyta, Magnoliopsida, Rosales, Cannabaceae. Gene Ontology annotation, biological process: protein phosphorylation. The transcript is spliced from 3 exons. Bases 241 to 1314 code for a protein of 357 amino acids. The record is from RefSeq and is a predicted model, not a curated record.
CGUAAUAUGAUUGUAUGAGAAAUUUCCUCAUAGUCAACAGUUGAAUGUGUCUAGGACAGAGUCAGUGAAUUAUGAAAGAUUAGUCUUUGUAAAGAAAAAUAUGGCCUAGUUACCCCUACUUGAUUAAGCCAGCACUUUAUUUUUCAAACUCAACUGUCUUCUUCAUUGUUCUCUAAAUUUUUGGUAUUGUUAUUUUUGUGUGAGAGUACCAUUUUGUUUUUCUUACACCAAACUUUUCCGAUGUACCCUUUAGUCCAUUCUUCUUCUUUAAUCUUCUUCACCAUAGUAACUGUAUCCGUGGGAGUACCAACCCCUUUCAAAACUGUCGAAGAUGAGGCAAAGUUUGAAGCUUGUAGCCGCCUGUUCAAGUGUGGUUAUGCAUCUUUUGGAAACCCUUACUGGGGAGGUGAGCGAAAUCAAGACUGUGGCCGCCCAGGAUUCAAGCUAGAGUGCCAUCAUAACACCUACCCUGAAAUAGAGAUUGUGUCUAGAAAGUUUUACAUAUUGGAUAUCAGAGAACGGGACGAAACUAUUACAGUUGUUGAUGCAGAUAUGGUGGAUGAUGGUUGUCCUGACAGAGUUGUUAACAUCUCAGUUGAGGCCUUUGAGAACAGUCCUUUUAAAUGUGCUUCAAAUAAUGCCAGGUUGACUUAUGUGUACAAUUGCUCAACUGGGAUUCCAAAUACAACGUUACCUGAGCUCAGAUGCACCAGUAAAGCUGAACCAGGUUAUUAUCUAAUUGAUCCUUCGGGUCAUGAAAAGCAGUCAUGUAGUGGUACGAUCAACAUUCCACUUCUGCAAAAAUACUACACAGAUUUGCAAAUUAAUCGGUUGACGGCAAAAGAUGCUUUGAGCAAAGGUUUUGAUUUGGAGUACAGAGCUGAAUAUGGCCAAGAAGCUUGUUGGGAGUGCCUUAAAUCUUCUGCGCAGUGUGGUUUCAACACAACUUCUGAAGAAUUUGUGUGCUUCUCAAAAUCCAGUAACUCAGGACCAAAGAAGAAGAUGCUGAAGUUAGUACUAGAACUAGGACUAGGUUCACCAAGUGGGAUUGGACUUAUUGUAAUUGUAGUACUCAUAGUCUGCCGACUGUGGAAUAAGCAUCAAACUUAUGGAAACGUUGAGGCCUUCUUGGAAAACUAUGGGCCACUUCAAGUUAGAAGAUAUAGUUAUUCUGAUGUUAAGAAAAUGACUAACUCCUUCAAAGAAAAAUUAGGCCAAGGAGGCUUUGGUUGUGUCUACAAAGGAAAAUUACAUGAUGAACAUCUUGUUGCGGUGAAGAUGUUAAACGAAUCGAAAGAUAACAAUGGAGAAUAAUUUAUCAAUGAGGUGGCAGCAAUUAGUAGAACUUCUCAUGUCAAUGUUGUCACUUUGUUAGGAUUUUGUUUUGAGGGUGCUAAAAAGGCUCUCAUUUAUGAGUUUAUGCCUAAUGGUUCUCUUGAAAAAUUUGUAUACGAUGAAAAUGAAACUGAAGAGAGUUAUCAAUUGGAUUUGGAAACAUACUAUCAAAUCUCACUUGGGACUCAUAGGGGACUAGAAUAUCUGCAUCGAGGUUGCAACUCGCGAAUUUUACAUUUUGACAUCAAGCCUCAUAACAUCCUUCUUGAUGCAGAUUUUGUGGCCAAAAUCUCAGAUUUUGGCCUAGCCAAAAUUUGCACUAGAAAAGAUAGUUUAGUCUCAAUGUUGGGUUCAAGAGGUACUAUUGGAUAUAUUGCUCCAGAAGUUUUCUGCAGAAGUUUUGGAGGGGUUUCUCACAAGUCUGAUGUCUAUAGUUAUGGAAUGAUGGUUUUAGAAAUGGUGGUAGGGAGAAAGAAUGUGAAUGUUAGAGUUAAUAAUAGUAUUGAAAUAUAUUUUCCACAAUGGAUCUACAAGCGCCUUGAGGUUGAAGAAUUAGGACUCAAGAGAAUUAUGAAUGAAGAAGACAAUGUAAAAGCAAGGAAGAUGAUUAUGACGAGCCUAUGGUGCAUACAAAAUGAUCCCUCAAGCCGACCAACAAUGAGUAGAGUCAUAGAAAUGUUGGAAGGUAGCCUUGACUCUUUGGAAGUACCACCUAGGCCUUUCUUGUCCUCCCCUCCAAGAACACCACUAUCUGAUUCUUCGAACACAUUUGUAUCUUUUAAAGUAUAAAAUCUCAAAACAUAUUUAACGAGUAUAUAAAAAUUGCAUGAAUGGAAGCACUUUUAUACC